Messenger RNA from Exophiala aquamarina CBS 119918, 1104 nucleotides. Its product is annotated as taurine dioxygenase. Gene Ontology annotation, molecular function: 2-oxoglutarate-dependent dioxygenase activity. The transcript is spliced from 4 exons. The record is from RefSeq and is a predicted model, not a curated record. Gene Ontology annotation, cellular component: cytoplasm. Bases 1 to 1104 code for a protein of 367 amino acids. NCBI's taxonomy places the organism in Eukaryota, Fungi, Ascomycota, Eurotiomycetes, Chaetothyriales, Herpotrichiellaceae.
AUGGCUACUAGCGUCCAGAGUCCCCCUCCCACCUGGAAAGGUGCUGUUGGAACAUACAAGGAACUGCAAACGGAACGAUAUGAACAAGACAAGGAAUUAGAUGCACAGUCCAAGUUCGGUGCAGUCACAUAUCCUAACUAUUUACCUGUUUGGGACAAUGAGAAGGGGGAGGUCUAUCCACCUCUUGAGCCAUUCGAGCAUGUCGAACAUGGAAAGGACGCAGAUCCAAUAUUUCCUAAUCUGCUGAAGGACGGCAGCGUCCUCACUGAGAUCACUGCAUCAAUUGGGGCUGAGGUCACCGGUGUUCAACUCUCACAACUGACCGACAAGGGCAAGGACGAGCUGGCUCUCCUGGUUGCACAGAAGAAGGUCGUUGCUUUCAGGGAUCAAGACUUUGCAGAUCUCCCCAUCGAUAAGGCUUUGGAUUUUGGAAGAUAUUUCGGUAGACUGCACAUUCAUCCCACGAGUGGUGCUCCCGCCGGUUAUCCAGAAGUUCAUCUGGUUCACCGCGCUGCUGAGGACAAGUCUGGCCUGGAGUUCCUCAACAGUCGCACCAACUCUGUCGCCUGGCAUUCGGAUGUCAGCUACGAAGUCCAGCCGAUUGGGACUACUUUCCUCAUAGCCCUUGACACCCCCAAGGCUGGGGGUGAUACGCUCUUCGUUAAUCAGGCCAAGGCCUACGAAAGGUUGUCGCCCUCUUUCCGUGAACGUUUAGCGGGCUUGAAGGCUGUCCAUUCUGGUUACGAACAAGCUGCUGCUGCUCGGAACAGAGGUAGUAUCGUCCGCAGAAACCCAGUCUCCUCAAUCCACCCCGUCGUUAGAACUCACCCAGCAACCGGCGAGAAAGCGUUGUAUGUCAACCCACAAUUCACGAGAUAUAUCGUUGGAUUUAAGCAGGAGGAGAGCGACUACCUUUUGAAGUUUCUUUAUGACCAUAUUGCCCUCUCUGCCGAUAUUCAAGCCCGAGUGAAAUGGGAACCCCGUACCGUGAUUGUUUGGGAUAACCGCGUCACUGCACAUACCGCUCUGGUUGACUGGGAGGAUGGCCAGCGACGCCACAUUGCUCGUAUUACUCCUCAAGCGGAGCGGCCAUAUGAGUCAUAA